Messenger RNA from Diospyros lotus (date-plum), 3703 nucleotides. Its product is annotated as pentatricopeptide repeat-containing protein At5g12100, mitochondrial. The record is from RefSeq and is a predicted model, not a curated record. The transcript has 3 exons. Lineage: Eukaryota; Viridiplantae; Streptophyta; Magnoliopsida; Ericales; Ebenaceae. Gene Ontology annotation, molecular function: protein binding. Bases 45 to 2453 code for a protein of 802 amino acids.
ACAGGCAGAGUCGGAGGACUCGAUCAGUACCCUAAGGGACGGACAUGGCAAACCGGUUCCGUCUUCUUCCCAAACUCCCCGCCGGAACCCUCACCAAAACCCAGAAUCACGCUUCUCUCCUACUCUGCAAAUUCCUAUGUUCCGGUUCCCCACCACCAAAUCUCGACCACGUUGAACCCGCAAAUUCUCAAGACCGAGACCGCCACGAACAGGUUCGGAAGCUCCGAAUACUGCUCGAACAAUGUCACACCGACACCGCCCGAAAGCUGAUCAAGUCUCUCAUACUCUCAAAAAAUCCCUUCUCUUCCCCAUCGGACCUCUUCUCCCUCUUCUCCGUCUCUGCGCCUCCAUUGAAAGCUACGUUCUCUGACUUGCUGCUAUCAGUCUGUGCCGAAUCGAAGCUACCCAACGAAGCUGCGGAGUUGUUAAUGUUGAUCAGGAAAGACGGCAAGUUUCCUUCUUUGUUUUCCUUCAAUCUCUUUCUUGAAUCUUUGGUGUCUUCGGGUCAGUAUACUAAGGCACUGGAUUUGUUUACGGAAGUAGUCAAUUCUGGUAUUCGGGUUGAUAAAUUUACUUAUGGCAAGGCAAUACAGUCGGCGGUGAAAUUGGGUGACUUGGAAAGGGCUGUGAAUUUGAUGGCAUAUAUGAAGAAACGUGGAGUAAAUCCUAACGGGUUUGUGUAUAAUGUGCUGAUUGGUGGCUUGUGUAAAGAGAGGAGAAUCAAGGACGCAUGGGAGCUGUUUGAUGAAAUGAUUAAGAGAAAGGUGGUGGUGAAUCGUGUUACUUAUAAUACGCUGAUUGAUGGGUGCUGUAAGGUGGGGGAUUUGGAGGAAGCGUUUAAUCUGAGGGAAAGGAUGAAGGCGGAGAAUGUGGAGCCAAAUCUUGUUACGUACAAUUCAUUACUUAGUGGGCUAUGUCGGGCGCAGAAGACAGAGGAAGUAGAGAAACUGUUGAAAGAAAUGAAAACUCAUGGGUUUGACCCGGAUGGAUUCACUUACAGUAUACUUUUUGGUGGAAACUCAAUUUGUGGUAAUGUGGAUGAGUCACUGGCUUUAUAUGAAGAAAUUCUCAGGAAUGGGAUUGAGCUCAAUGAUUGUACUUCUGCCGUUUUGUUAAAUGGGCUGUGCAAGGGAGGGAAAAUGGAUGAGGCCAGGGAGGUUUUGAGGAAGAUGACUGAAAAUGGGCUUGUUCCAACUGAAAUGAUGUAUAACACAAUUCUGAAUGGAUAUUGUCGCACUGGUGAAAUGGAGAAAGCCCUUUCAACUCUGGAGCAAAUGGAAACUGAUGGGCUCAAGCCAAGCUGCAUCACAUUUAAUCCACUGAUCAACAAGUUCUGCAAAAUGGGUAAUAUGGCUGAAGCUGAGGAGUGGCUUAAGAAGAUGACAGAGAAAGGAGCUUCCCCAGAUUUGCAGACAUACAACAUUCUAAUUGAUGGGUAUGGAAGGAGUUGUCAAUUUGAUAAGUGUUUUCAGAUUCUUGAGGAAAUAGAAAAUAAUGGGUUGAGGCCCAAUGUAGUAAGCUAUGGGUCUCUCAUACACUGUUUAUGCAAGGACAGUAAGCUUCUUGAAGCUGAAAUAGCACUCAGAGAUAUGAUAGGCAGAGGUAUUAUGCCAAAUGCACAGAUAUAUAAUAUGAUUAUUGAUGGUCAUUGCACAAGAGGGAAUUUGAAAGAUGCCUUCAGGAUUUUUGAUGAAAUGUCAAGAGGUGAUAUUUUUCCAACAGUUGUAACGUACAAUAUACUCAUUCAGGGGCUCUGUCAAAAGAGUAAGGCAGUGGAAGCCGAGGAAUUGGUAGUUCAAAUUGCAAACAAAGGAUUAAAACCAGAUGUUAUCACAUACAAUACACUAAUCUCUGGAUAUGCUGGUAUAGGGAACUUUCAAAGGGCUAUCGAUUUGUAUGAGAAUAUGAAGGCUGCUGGCAUCAAAGCUACUCUACAUACAUUUCAUCCUCUAAUCAGCUUAUGCCACAUGGGUGGUCUGGUUAUGCUAGAGAAAAUGGUCCAAGAAAUGUCAAAGAUGAAUUUGACUCCUGAUCGACUCAUAUAUAAUGAGCUUAUUCAUUUCUACGCAGAGCAUGGAGAUGUUCAAAAGGCUUUUUCUUUGCACUGUGAGAUGGUAGAUCAUGGUAUUCAGCCUGACAAGAUGACAUACAAUAACUUGAUUGUUGCUCGUUUUAAAGAGGGAAAGUUGCAGGAAGUGAAAGAUCUCGUUAACAAUAUGAAGACGGGAGGAUUGUUUCCUAAAUCUGAUACUUACAGCAUACUGAUUAAGGGGCAUUGCCAUCAUGAGGAUUGCAACGGGGCAUAUUUUUGGUAUAGAGAAAUGCUUGAGAAUGGAUUCCAGCCAGACAUCAAUAGCUCUAAUGAGCUUGCAUCUUGCUUUAGGAACCAAGGAAGGUUGCAAGAGGCUGAGGAUAUCCUCUCAGAGAUGAGCAUUAAAGGAAUAGAUGUCUAGUGCAGAAAUGAGAAUCUUUAUGCUGCAUCCAAAAUGUGAUGGCAAACAUUUAGGCAUUAAGCAGCUUGCAGCUCUAAGGAAUGCAAAGAUGUUCUCUCACCAUUCAGAUGUCUAUUGAAAAGGAUUCACAGUAGAGGAUUAUUGCUUGGUGCAAAUUUUGGAAGCUCCAGGCUUUGAAGUUUUGUGAAUGAACAAAUGCGUUGAGAACAGGGGCCAAGCCGGUGAAAGCCAAAAAAUGCAGGAUUGAUGCAUACACUCGCUAAAUCUUCUGGAUUUUGUUCUCAUGGUAUUGGUACCAAAAAAAUAAGGUAUACGAUAUUAGAAAAAAAAAACAAAUUCUUUUGGCGAUUAUUGAAAAUUGGUAUUAUAAUUUCAAAAAAAUGGUGUAGUGGUAGAAAUUAGAGUUUAUUCUCUUAGAACUCAAAAGUGCAAUCUACAGCAUUAGAAAUUGAGAAUUCUCAAUAUUUUAAAAAAUUGGUGAUACAACUCCAAAAAGGGGCUUGCAAUGUUAGAAAAUAAGAUUUGUCCCCGCAGUACUAACAAAUGGGUCUACAUUAAUGGUAAUAUGAGAUUUUUUGCAAUUGUAGAAAAUUAGUAUUCAGUUCCAAAACAAAAUGGAUAUAAUGCUAUAAAAUGAGAUUUUUUGCAAUUGUAGGAAAAAAAAAUUAGCGAUGUAGAAAAUUAAUGUUACAAAAAAAGCGAUAUAAUGCUAGAAAUUAGAGUUUGUCCUUGCAAUAUUAAAAAAUAAGGUAUGCAAUAUUAAUUUUUUUUAUAAUUAUAAAAAUUAGUGUUACGAUUCAAAAAAAUAAGAGUGUAGUGAUAGAAAUUGAAAUUUAUCCCCGUGGUUCUAAUGCAUAAAAUUUACUUUUCUAAUUUUUUUAAAUACUUAUAUCAUAUUUAAUUAUUUAUAGUGACCUAAUUUUUAAAAUAAAAAUAAGAGUAGACGAGACAGCACGCGAGAAUUGAAAAUUUGACUUACAUGAACACGACGCAUCCAACCCCGUCCGGUAAGUAGUCACGUGAUGUUUCACAUGUGGCCCAUGUCCAGCACUUAUUUAUCGCUUCAAACCUAAUCAUCCCGGCCUUACAAAUACUAGCGUACCGUCCCACUUCUCAAGCCACUUUGCCCUGUGUUAGUGUUAAUCUCUCUCCUUCUCUCAAAAGCCAGAUCUAAGCUACACAACCGAUGGCCACGAUUCAGAUCGUCAAGGCGAGACAGAUCUUCGACAGCCGCGGCAAUCCGACGGUGG